CUUUUUCUCCCACAGCUGUAAUGCUGCAAAACCAGUUUGUUCUUCACAGAUGGUUGUCACAAUAACUAUUCAGUAUUCGACACAAAGCAAGAAACCGUGCCGACUGAAUGUUGUGUAAUCACAUGAACGAGCAACUCCCGCAAUUGUUCACUGCUUCUAUUUUUUUUAUAGAAUAAACUGAACAACAGCAUUAACAUAAAUUAGCGAUUUUUUUUCUUAUACUGUAUAACGCCUUUACCGAUGAGCAAAUUGCUUACAACAUGCACUGCCAUAGAGUUACUUAUUUUUAACUCUGUCCUAUUUGGCCUUGUGCAAUAGCAAGUAUUUAUAGUAGACUACCGUAUGUACUUAGCGACAGUGUGGCAUGUUCGCAUCCUGCUAUAAAUCAAUCUACUGAUACAAGAAAAAAAUAAUACUAUCAGGUAACUUGAUACCAGAUAGGAUUGAUCCAUUGUCAGUAUCUGGAGUGCAGUACCAGAUGAAUGAAGAUGUCCACGGUCAGUGCCGGGAGAAGUAGCCAGAACGGUGCCAGCACCACUUUACCAGAGCCACAGCGGGAUGAAAACGAUGAAGUAAUUCCAUUGUAUCUUCUGGUCAAGCCUGAGAGCCAGCAGGAUCAUAAAUAUGAGGACAUUGAACCACGCGAACAAGGCGCGAUGCAGAAUCGCCAUGGAAGGCUUUUGUUCAAAAGGAGCCAGCGAUCCAUGUUACUUCCGAUUAUUCUGAUUUACCAGCAAACUCUCGCCGGUCAUGAUGGUGCACUGUAAAAGCGUGAGAUAGCGCUGCGUGUUCGAUAAUGUUCGUAAAACCCGUAUCAAACUACUCGAGGACAAUCGGACCAAUCAGAUAAGCAGAUCGGGAAAAAAUCCUUCAAUUAUCAAAAACGGACACAGCGAGCGAAUAAUAUAGCAUUUAUCGACAACCAAUGGGCUCGCGCGUACAAGCAAACGUCACAGUGAGAUCACAAGAUAACAGUAGUGUAACUCCGGCACACUUUACUACGGACAUAAACCAUCCGAAAUAUGGAGAAGAUACGCGGCGGACACGGAGGAAGAAGGAAGGUAAAGAAAACAGCCGAGGAAACAAGGAAAACUAGAAGGAAGAAAUCGAAAAAGUUCGCAGCAGCGGAUACAUUGCGCGUCGCACACACUGUUCGGCGCCAAUUCGUGAAAAACUCGUGAGUGUGCGAGCGGGAAUCCUCGAAUGCAACUGGAAUCGAGAAUAUGGACACGACGAUGGAUUCUCAAGUGCUCCCGAUCUUGGCUGCGGUAGGCACGAUAAUCAUCAUAGGAGUCGCCGUGAGGGUGUACAAGUCCUGGUCGAGUGAGAAGAAGAAGAAAAAGUCUCCCCCGAUACUGCUGGAGGACCCGGUAGUUAAAUACAGCCUGCCUCUCGUUCAAAAAGACACGAUAAGCCAUGACACGAGGAAAUUUAGAUUCGGACUGCCAACGCCGAAUCACGUUCUCGGUCUGCCCGUUGGUCAGCAUGUGCAUUUAACGGCAAAAAUCGGAGAAGAGGUUGUGAUACGAGCGUACACGCCUGUUUCCAGCGACGAUGAUCAAGGCUACGUGGAUCUCGUCAUCAAGGUAUACUUCAAGAACGUACACCCGAAAUUCCCCGAGGGAGGGAAAUUGUCUCAACAUUUGGAGAACAUGGAAAUAGGAGAUACCAUUGACUUCAGGGGUCCGUCCGGUAGAAUGAUUUACAAAGGGAAUGGCAAGGUCUCUAUAAAGCUCCUCAGAAAGGAGCCACCUGUAGAAUAUAAUGUUAAAAAGAUGGUCAUGCUCGCUGGCGGCACGGGUAUUACGCCGAUGCUACAGUUGAUCCGUGCGAUAGUCAAGGAUCCUACGGACGAGACGCAGGUGUCCCUACUGUUCGCCAAUCAGACCGAGAAGGACAUUUUGCUGCGGGACGAGCUGGACUGGAUUGCGAAAAAUCAUCCGGACAAAUUGAAACUUUGGUACACGGUGGACACGAGCAGCGAAGGAUGGUCUUACAGUACUGGGUUUAUCAACGCUGAUAUGAUAAAGGAUCACAUGUUCCCACCGUCGGCCGAUACUAUCGUAUUGAUGUGCGGGCCCGCUCCGAUGAUCAAUUUCGCUUGUACGCCGAAUCUCGACAAGCUCGGCUACGAUUCGAAGUUGCGAUUCGCGUACUAGAUUGAUUUGCCGCUAACGUUCGUAGAUAGCAUGAGUUCCGGCUGAAACUUACAACGCUUUUAGUACUUCGUUAAAGGAAACCGACCGAGCUUUGUUGGUUCAGCUGUGAGUGGUAUAUGGUCACACAUAUCGAAAUAUCUGACGACGCAAAACGAUGCCAAUCGAGGAUCUGUUAGUCUACAAAUUUCCGACCGAGAACUCGUAAAGACAGGUUGAACAGUAUUGACGAUUGUUACAUAAGAAUGGAGGGCUUAACGUGAUAAUCAAUGUAGCCGUGUUAAACGCGGACUUAUCUGUAUAAAUGUUGAGAUACCCGCAAGACACACGCAUAGAAUUACGUCCGGCUUCCUUUUUUUUUUAUUACUGUCGAUAUAAAAUCCGUCACAUUUGAGGGAAGAGGAGAGUGAAAAAUCGAAUCACAUGAAUACAAUAUACAUGUGCUGUACCUGCCUCACCAUUGUGAAAUAUACUUUAUUUAACCAUUUACCUAUAUACUGUUACGAAAAUAGUCUACAUCCCAUAUUCUGAAUUCACUUUUAUCGAUGAAAGUGCUUCUAAAAGUGAUCUGAAAAUCACCUGACUGAUUGAUUGAAAAAUCACACGUUUGAAACACUUUUGGCAGUAAAAGUUCAGAAUAUGGACCUGCGUAUAAACUGGUUGAGUAAAGUAUAUUAUUAAUGUGCGUUAUUCAUCGGAAGUGCUGUAUCUCAAAGCAUUUAUUGACGUUGAACCUACUGUAUUGUUAUAAAAAAAAAAAAAAA
Molecule: messenger RNA, 2920 nt
Organism: Dinoponera quadriceps
Lineage: Eukaryota; Metazoa; Arthropoda; Insecta; Hymenoptera; Formicidae
Product: NADH-cytochrome b5 reductase 3
Exons: 9
Coding region: 1224-2159 (311 amino acids)
Cellular component (GO): mitochondrion
Molecular function (GO): oxidoreductase activity; FAD binding
Source: RefSeq, a predicted model, not a curated record